AUAAUGAAACAACAUAGUGGGGAGGGAAGCAUUAGGGGAGCCCGGGGCGGCUGGGAGGAGGAGGAGGCGGCGGGGCAGCCGUGCCCCCCGCCCCGGCCCGCCCUUGCCCCGACUCCGGCCCGCCCCGCAGCUCCUCUCCGCGCUGCCUGCACCUGUCUCAGCGCCUGGGAGCUCGGUGGAAGCUCGGCAGAUGUGGCAACCCCCGCUGAUGGGGCUGCGUGUGGCACCCUCCCCCGGGGAGGAGGAGAAGCCGGCGGAGUAGCGACCGCUCUUGGAGGUUUUCACAACCCUUCUGUUGUUCCUGCGCCGCUGCAGCCAAUGCGGAGACGAAUGCUGUGGUUACAAAGGCUUGCUACUUUCUCAUGCUGGAUCCCUCAAAUCCAAGAGCUACUUGGCAGUUUCCAAGGCAACCACCUGUGGAAUAAUUAAAAAGGAUGAAGUGUUACUGUGCCAGAUAGAAGGAAUUCUUGCUUGGAGAGAGUACUUCGUUUUCAUCUGUCUGGAAGAUUCAAAUGUGUUUCUGCCAGCAAAGUUAAGGAUUUGCCUUUUCUUUGUUGCAUUGCAGAAGAAGAAACAGUGACUGAGCUGUACAAGCGAUCCAGGACAAUUGAAAAAGGGCAGGUGCAGGAAGCUACUACAGGAGAGGAGGUUUACAAACUCUUGCAGAGGCUUGGAAUUACACAACAGAGCAAGAUACUUCAGAUGCUACGGAGAAGGUCCAGCCGAAAAGGUUCUGAGAACACACCUCAAGAGUGACCUGAUGCAGAAACACACAGAAAAUGGUCCAUGGUGGAGGCUGUUUUUUCCUAAGGUCAGCAAGAACCUUUCCCUUGAAACCCUCCUCGCUAUGCUGUUGCUGCUGCUGCUGCAGGUCUUGGUCAGCUGCCUCUGGCUGGGACAUGGUGAGCUGGUGACAUCCUUUGAAAGCUCAUGCCCUCAGUUUUUCUUCCGUGAAACUCCCCCAAGUGAGGCCCUGGAGCCAGAGAGCCCAGCCUGGAUCUGCCAGCGCUACAAGAACCAGUAUUACUUUGCCACCCUGUACGACAGGAGCAGACGUAUCCCUGUGUACUCUGCUUACCUCUACCAGCCUGGAUCUGGCAAGAGACCUAAGACCUGGAUGGUUGAGCCCCAGCUGUUGGGUUCAGUUUAUCCCAAAACUAUGGAAAAGGAAUGGACCCUCUUAAAAUAUUACAACAUCAGCUUAGAGCAACUCGUCAAGAGCCAGGCUGUGCUCCAAGACUACAAGAAUCUGACAGGUUUGAACCGUGGCCAUCUGAACCCCAACGGCCAUCACCAUGACUUCAGCAGCAGGAUGGCUACCUUCACCCUCACCAACAUAGUGCCCCAGGAUGAGAAACUCAACGGCGGUGCCUGGAACAACUAUGAGCAGCGAAUCAUGAUCAAAAGGACCCAGGGAUGUAACACCACCUAUGUUGUGGUGGGUGCUGUGCCUGGGAACAGCUACAUUGCCAAGGGGAGGGUUAACAAACCCAGCCACAUCUGGUCAAGUGCCUGCUGUGAGGUGGACACCAACCACAGGAAGGCUUGGGGGGUCAUUGCUGAGAAUGACAAGAAUGAGGUCCAGCUCCUCACACUAGGGGAGCUGGAGGAUGUGUUGACUGAGCUCUAUGGGAGGGAUCAGGUUUCUCUGUUUGACAGUGACUGUCCCCGGGAAUAAGUCCCACUUCACAUUCUGGGUGUAAAAGGGUUGAGAGCCUUCACCACACGUCCUGUGCAGCACCUAUCCUGCUUCUUCUCUGAUGGUUUUCCACCUCUACCUCUCAGACCACUUUCUCCUCUCAUAAAGGUGAGAAGGUGAGCAGAGCCUCCAGCUGGUUUGCUUUGCUGUCUACCCUUGGAGGGAGGAAUCCUUGCCCUGGCCAUUCUGGAGGGUCAAGUUGGAUAACAACCAAUGGGCACAGAAGUCAGAGCAUCUCAAUGAGACUAGAGGGGCUUUGCUUUAUUUUCCCCUUUUACUCCAUAGGAUUGUUUUGGCUGGAACAGGCCUUUAAGAUCAUCAAGUCCAACCAUUAAUGCACUGCCAAGUCACCACUAAACCAUAUCCCUCAGCAGGAUGUUGUUAUGCCCGUGUUCAGAUUGUGAUUUGUUCAUCUGCUUCUAGCUAUCACUGAUGAUGUGCUGCUGAACCAUCCUUCCCCUCCCCAGGAAGGGUGUGGGACUAGAAUCACAGAAUUGUUUUGCUUGGAAAAGACCUUUAAGGUCAUUGAGUCUGAUGGCUCAGCUCAGGCUGCCCAGGGAGUCUGUAGAGUCUCCAUCUCUGGAGAUGUUCUGUGGUAAAGGGUUGGACUUGAUGAUCUGUGAGGUCUCUUCCAACCCUGAUGAUACUGUGAUACUGUGAUACUCAAAAUCCGACUGAACUCAGUUCUGGACAAUCUGCUCUAGCUGAGGUUUGGACCAGAGGAACUUGUGAGGUCUGUCUCAGCCUCAACAAUGAAGUCAUUCUGUGAUACAUCCUGGGACAAGAAAAGCAAAGAGCCAUAAGGUUGCUGGGAGUCCAUAAGGUUUAUCCUACAAACACAUUCUAACCAGUAGAGCCAAUGAUGACAGCAAAGGAUAAAGGGGAAAAGGAAGGUGGAAAGAAGAAAUACCACUAAGCAUAGGAGGAGCAUCCCAGGUCUGUAAAUAAAUCUCUGUGAUACACUGAUUGGAGAAUUUCCUUCUCUGCUCUACUUCUGAACCUUUUCUGCAGAUCUAUGUGAAAUACAUUCAAAAGGUGUAAAAGUAAUUGUAUUGUGAAAUACAUUCAAAAGGUGUAAAA
Pogoniulus pusillus (Red-fronted tinkerbird) is the source of this 2779-nucleotide messenger RNA. RefSeq names its product endonuclease domain-containing 1 protein-like. NCBI's taxonomy places the organism in Eukaryota, Metazoa, Chordata, Aves, Piciformes, Lybiidae. Gene Ontology annotation, molecular function: metal ion binding; hydrolase activity; nucleic acid binding. The transcript is spliced from 7 exons. Bases 761 to 1678 code for a protein of 305 amino acids. The record is from RefSeq and is a predicted model, not a curated record.